Molecule: messenger RNA, 1152 nt
Organism: Adineta steineri
Lineage: Eukaryota; Metazoa; Rotifera; Eurotatoria; Adinetida; Adinetidae
Source: the annotation of a GenBank genome assembly
AUGACUACCGGUGCUAAUACAGAUCAAGCACAAUGGCAUACAGUUACUUGCAAAGAAAUUAUAUAUACAUUACCCAUAAGAUAUCAAAAUCCAGUUCAUAUUGCACAAGGAGCUUUUGGUUCUGUCAUCCGAGCUACUGAUACAGAAUUAGGCAGACAAGUAGCUAUUAAGAAAAUGUUUAGUCCAUUUAAAACUCGAGUACAUGCAAAACGAACUUAUCGCGAACUUAAACUUCUCAUGCAUCUCAACCACGUUGAUGCACAAAUUGUGCAACUAUAUAAUGUGUUUACACCCGAAAAGGAUGUAAAUCAGUUCCAAACAUUAUAUUUUGUACUUAAUUACUGUCAAUAUGACUUAAAUAAAGUUAUUCGACGUCGCAUACCAUUUACUGAAGAACUUAUUAAACAAAUAAUUUAUUCACUUUUACGUGGCCUUAAGUUUAUACAUUCAGCUGGUGUUAUUCAUCGUGAUUUAAAACCAUCAAAUAUUGGAAUCGAUGACAAUUCCAAUGUUGCAAUUCUUGAUUUUGGCUUAGCUCGUGUUGCAUCGGACGGUGUUCAAACUGGUUAUGUUGCUACGAGAUGGUGGCGUGCGCCAGAAGUAUUUGUUCAUUGGGAACGUUACAAUGAUAAACUUGAUAUAUGGUCAGUUGGUUGUAUAAUGGCAGAGUUAAUCCUACUUAGACCAAUAUUUAAUGGAAAUGAUAGUAUUGAUCAAUUAAAUAAAAUAUUCGAUGUUAUUGGUACACCCGAUUUGACUACAUUAAAUGAAAUAUGUACUUCAGACGCAAUAUGUUAUAUUAGUCGACUGCAACCUAAGGCAAAAGCCGAUUUUAAUCAGUUGUUUGGUUUCAAAUAUCCGCCAGGAGUAGCAGAUCCAGUAUCUGGUGUAUCACAACAAGGUAUUGAUUUACUUGAUCGUCUCCUAACUUUUGAUCCUCGUAGACGUCCAACUGCUGAAGAAGCAUUAGCUGAUCCCUUUUUGUCAGACUUCCGUGAUCCAACGGACGAACCAUCUAUGGAACCUGUGAUUGAUGAACAUAGAGAUGCUGAGCAGAGUACGACACAAUGGAAAUUUCUCACCUGGUCAAUGAUAGAAAAUUUUCAACCACCAUCUUGGAUUAAUGAAAAUAUUAACUAUAAUAUGGAAUAA